CUUGCUCCUAAGGAUUCAUUCAACCCAUCUUCAAAAUCGGCUUCAACACGAGGCCCACCCUUCACACUUGCCCUUUGCCCCAUAUUCAACCAUGGCCACUGCACUUUCAUCUCAACCCCAAUCAUGGGAUAAUUCGGUCAACGACCGGCUGGGUUUGAUCAGCGAUAAACUCGAUGAGAACCCCGAAUUCCGUGAUGAGAGCGUGCCUGGUUUGAAGGAGCUCCUCGAUGACUACACGUCUGACAAUGUUGCCAAGGACGACUUCCAUCGUCGUCUUCUCGAGGUUUUCAAGCGCUCCACCACCGACGAAACUUACUCCCAGGUCUUGGGAGACCUCACACAGACGGAGCGAGACAAGGUCAACGCCUUCGUCGAGCAGGAGAAGACCCCCGAGGAGCUCGGCCGGGACUUUGUCCUUGAACCCAGUCCCGGAUGUCGCGACGAGCUCUGCAAGCUAGAACAAGCCGAGGCUGCCGUCCAUGUAUCCUCAACCGGCUCGAUUGAUCUUUUGAAGGGCGACGGACCAUCAGGUGCGGCUGCGAUGAGCCUGAUGAGCACGACGACCACUGCCCAGAAAAGCGCCCCAGCUCAUGGCGGAUUCCUCAAGGGAAUUUUCGAGGAUAUACACAACCUCUUCUUCGACAAAGAAGAUGACAAGGGGGCUCUGGUAUAUUACAAUGCGCCCUUCAACAAUUGGGGUCUUACCAUCAACAAUACACCGAGCAUCACCUAUGUCCCUACAACGGUCAGUUCGAUCCAGAAGAUCGUCAAGUUGGCAAAGGAGAAGAAAAUGAGUGUUCGAUGCUCUGGAUACCGUCACUCAUGGUCGCCCAUCUUUGGAAGACAGGGACAGAUCAUGAUCUCGAUGCUGGGCAUCGCGUUGGUGACGCGACUCCCAAACACGGCCGCCCUGCCUUUUUCUCUAUCUAAACCCACCGAGCUUGAGGUCAUCGAGCCUGCGCCAGGAAAGCCUCGAGUCCCUGAGAACAAGCUCGUUCGGAUUGGCUGUGCGGCAACAAACGAGAGACUACGCCGCUGGUGUAUCAGCAACAAGACAGUCACUAUCCCACUGAACGUCAUCAUGGUGGAGAUUACGCUGGGUGGAAGCAACGCUCCCAUCUGCCACGGCGCAGGUCGUCGUAACAUGACUCUGAGCGACCUCGUCCGCAAGAUCGAGUAUGUCGAUGCCAACGGCGAGAUCCAAUACGUCGACAAUCCAGAUCAUCUCCGUGCCGCAAGCGGCUGCUUUGGCUUAAUGGGUGUCGUCACCCACAUCACCAUGGAGUUCCCUCCCAUGACCUAUGCACAGCUCGCUCCCAAGAAGAUGCCCGUCAUUCGGGCCGUACCCCCGCCGCCGGGCUUGGCCGAAAAAGAUAUCCCUCCUGCAUUGUUCAAGGAUUGGAAGAACUUGUCUCCCAAAGAGCAACACGACUGCCAGGCCGAGUUCGAGCGGCGAGCUACCAACGACUACUACGCUGAGUGGUUCUGGUUCCCUUACUCUGACUUCUCCUGGGUCAACACUUGGGACAACACCACAGACUCCAAAGGCGUGCAGGCUUUUCCUGACAAUACACACAUCUUCCUUUCCUUCAUCCAAACUGUCACCAUGAACGUCCUUCAGAACGCCAAGAUUCUCAACGACCUCAUCCAGGUCACCCAGAUGUCCGAGGCUGCUGUGACCCUCAUCUCACGCGCCGCCAUGGCCGCUCUCCCAGAAAAGUCGGUCAAAACAUGGCUCCCGGACGCUCUGCACUUCCAGCGCGCCAUUCAGAACGUGAGGGUCCGCGACGUCGAGGUGGAGAUGCCCCUCGUGGCCAAGAAGGGCGGCCCUGCCGGCACCAUCGACUUUGCCCCGGUGCAGCAGGCCUGGUGGGACGCCAUCCUCCUCUGCUACGAGAACAGAAAGAAGUGCCCGAUGCGUAUGCCUCUGGAGAUGCGCAUCAUGGGCGGCAGCAACGUCGUCAUGGCUCCUCAGCGCGGCAACGCCUUGGGUACGUGCAGCAUCGAGGUGCUCACGCUGCACAACGCGGCGAAUCUGUGGCCGACGUUUGCGCAGUCGGUCCUCGAUAAGUGGAUGGCGCUGAAGGAUCCCAAUACCGGCAAGUUGCUCAAGACUCGACCGCAUUGGGCGAAGGAGUGGGUUGGUUACACUGUCAACGGCAAGCCAUGGAUCCAGAAGCUGAAGGAGGAGGACUACAAGGAUGAGAGGCAGGAAUUCCUGCGGAUCCUCGCUGAGAUUGGUCAGGGUAUGAAGGUGAAAUGGACCUUGCAGGAUCUGAAGGACAGGUUCUCCAAUGAUUUAUUUGAUGAUCUCUUCUUCGAUCAAGUCAGGAACAAGACUGGCCAGAACGGCAACGUGGUUGGUGGGAAGCAUUGAGAUGUGUCCGGACCUGAUAUUCGUUUCUACAGAGUUCAAUUCACCGGCCAUAAUGGAUCCUCGCUCAAUUUGUCGACCCUAGAGCCGACAGACUAGAGAUAGCAGCAAUUGGUCGCCGGUAGUAAAGACUGAAGGGACGGCAUAUACGCUCUGAGAUUC
Molecule: messenger RNA, 2536 nt
Organism: Ilyonectria robusta
Lineage: Eukaryota; Fungi; Ascomycota; Sordariomycetes; Hypocreales; Nectriaceae
Exons: 3
Coding region: 92-2377 (761 amino acids)
Cellular component (GO): mitochondrion
Molecular function (GO): D-arabinono-1,4-lactone oxidase activity; FAD binding
Source: RefSeq, a predicted model, not a curated record